GACCCGAACAAGGUCGUCUGGGACGAGAACGGCGACCCGCACAACCCGCAGAACUGGACCACCCUCCGCAAGUGGAUGGUCACCAUCAUUUGCGCCCAGGCGACGCUCGUCGUCACGUUCGCCUCGAGCGCGCCGUCGUCCGCCGUCCGCCAAAUCGCCGCCGACUUCUCGGUCAGCGUCGAGGCGGGCCAGCUCACGACGACCAUGUUCCUCCUCGGCUACUGUGCCGGUCCCCUCAUCUGGGCGCCCGCCUCGGAAAUCCUCGGCCGUCGUCCCGUCUUUGUCGGCACCCUCCUCGUCUUUGCCCUCUUCCAGAUCGGUGACGCCCUCGCCCAAAACUUCGCCACCGUCAUCGUCAUCCGCUUCCUCGCGGCAGUUUUCGCCAGCAGUCCGCUCGUCGCCGCAGGUGGAGUCAUUGCCGACAUAUGGGACCCGGUCACCCGUGGCAAGGCGAUGUCGGUCUUCUCGGCGUCCGUUUUCCUCGGCCCGGUCGUCGGUCCAAUCAUCGCCGGCUUUUCUAUCGACAGCUACUUGUCGUGGAGGUUCAUCUUCUUGUACAUCGGCGUCUGGGGCGCGGCAUCGUGGGUGAUCGUCGCCAUCUUCCUCCCCGAGACGUACCACCCGAUCUUGCUCAAACAGCGGGCCAAGCGCUUGCGCAAGGAGGACCCCGAGCGGCACGGCGAUAAGUACGCCGAGCUUGAAAAGGCCGACUUUGGCUUCAAGUCGCUCGUCCAGCGCACCCUCGCUCGCCCCCUCAUCAUGCUCGUCGUCGAGCCGAUCGUCCUCGCCGUCACCGUCUACCUCUCGAUCGUCUACGGCCUCCUGUACGGCUUGUUCAGCGUCAUCCCCAUCAUCUUCGGUCAGCUGCGGGGCUUCAACAGCGGCGAGACGGGCCUCGUAUUCAUAGGAAUAGGAAUCGGGACGACUUUGGGCGCAGUCACCUCGGUCUACACACAGCGCCAUUAUCGUGAGCUCGUGCCCAAGUGGCACGGGCACCCGCCUCCCGAGGAGCGGCUGUGGGGCGCCAUGCUCGCCGGACCCCUCCUCGUCGUCGGUAUCUUCUGGCUCGGGUGGACCGGCAACUAUGAGUCGAUCCACUGGGCGGUACCCGCCGUCUCGACGAUCUUCGUCGGUUCCAGCUUCACGUUGUUGUUCAUCAGUUUCCUCACCUACCUCGUCGAGGUCUACCUCAUGUACAGCGCAUCGGCCCUCGCGGCCAACACGAUCGUGCGCUCGGCCGUCGCGGCGGCGUUCCCGUUGUUCACCACCCAAUGGUUCUCUGCCCUCGGUGUCGGGUGGGCCUGCUCCGUCAUCGGCUUUGUCGCGCUCGCCAUCGCGCCGGCGCCGUUCGUGUUUUACAAGUACGGCUGGCGCCUCAGGCAGAAGAGCCGGUUCGCGCCUUGCCUCGACGUCGGCAUGCGCGACAGGGUCAAGCGCGAGGAGGAGGAGCGCAAGGCGGGCAAGGGCGAGGGCGGCGGCGAGAAGGCGCGCGAGCGAGUCUGAGCUAGAACGACUGCCCUCUUGCCAAUGAACCCGUAUAGAUUCUCUCGGU
Messenger RNA from Rhodotorula graminis WP1, 1552 nucleotides. RefSeq lists its product as uncharacterized. Gene Ontology annotation, molecular function: transmembrane transporter activity. The transcript has 11 exons. Gene Ontology annotation, biological process: transmembrane transport. Lineage: Eukaryota; Fungi; Basidiomycota; Microbotryomycetes; Sporidiobolales; Sporidiobolaceae. The coding region runs from base 76 to 1503 and encodes 475 amino acids. The record is from RefSeq and is a predicted model, not a curated record.